AUGUCGUCCGUGAAGGCCCUAAACCCCUCCUUGCAGGCCCGCCGCGACCCGUACUACAAGCGCAACCACAUGGGCCGCGUCACCUGCACCCUCUGCGACGUCUGCUGCACGGAUGACAACAACUUCCUCAAGCACAUCGCGGGGAAGACGCACUGCACGCAGCUGGAGCGCAUGGAGCGCUACGCACGGCGCGAGGAGCGGCUGGCAGAGGAGGAGGAGCUCAGCAGGGAGGCGAGCCGCCGCGCGGAGCAGCAGAAGGCGACGCGUGAGCUGCUCCUUCAGCAGGACCCGCAGGGGGGCGCUCGCGGUGGGGCGCUCGCCACCGCCGCCUUUGCCCCCUUUGGCAGGCCGCAGUUUAAUUACUGCACGGAAAAUGAUCCGGAGUUGUUUCAGACGAAGGUGUGGCUCGAGUUUUUCUUUCCCCAGGCGGCGGCGGGGGUUCGGCCGCUGCACCGUUGGCGCUCGGCGCGAGAGCAGGAGAUGGAGCGGCCACCGGACGACAGUGUCGUGUACCUGCUCGUGGCGUGCGAGGGGUACGUGACGAUUGCCGUCAAAUUCCCGUCGAAGCUGCCACGCACCUCCGCCUCGGCGGCGGCGGCGGGCGCCGCGAAGACGAUGGCUCCGCCCGGGGGCGACGCCGCGGUGCCCGCAAGCGAUGAGGAGGAGGGCCGCUACCACUGCAGCUGGGAUCCACUGAAGAAGGUGUACUCCCUCUUCUUCAUUCUCGGCUGA
Molecule: messenger RNA, 732 nt
Organism: Trypanosoma conorhini
Lineage: Eukaryota; Euglenozoa; Kinetoplastea; Trypanosomatida; Trypanosomatidae
Exons: 1
Coding region: 1-732 (243 amino acids)
Biological process (GO): spliceosomal complex assembly
Cellular component (GO): U2 snRNP; catalytic step 2 spliceosome; U2-type prespliceosome
Source: RefSeq, a predicted model, not a curated record